Arabidopsis arenosa is the source of this 3764-nucleotide messenger RNA. NCBI's taxonomy places the organism in Eukaryota, Viridiplantae, Streptophyta, Magnoliopsida, Brassicales, Brassicaceae. The record is from the annotation of a GenBank genome assembly.
GGAUCAAUCAUCCUCCAUGCAUUGACUUUUUUUUCACUUAGAUCGGGGCAAAAAAGUAUGCAACUUUAGUUAGGGUUUGAAAUUCGAUAAAUCGAGCGAUGCGGUGGGAUUUGAUCACGGCGAUUGUGGCUGCGCUGGUGGUGUCCGGUUUGGCGGAUGAAUCGGGUCAAAGGGCACCGUAUCGGAUCCACACGCUGUUCUCGGUGGAGUGCCAGAACUACUUCGAUUGGCAGACGGUUGGUUUGAUGCACAGCUUCUUGAAAUCCGGACAACCCGGUCCGAUUACCCGGUUAUUGAGCUGUACCGAUGAUCAGAAGAAGAAUUACAGAGGCAUGAAUCUCGCUCCCACUUUCGAAGUUCCCUCUUGGAGCAGACAUCCUAAGACCGGUGACUGGUACCCAGCAAUAAACAAACCAGUUGGAGUUCUUUACUGGCUUCAACACAGUGAAGAUGCCAAGCAUGUGGAUUGGGUCGUUAUUCUUGAUGCUGACAUGAUCAUUCGAGGUCCUAUCAUCCCUUGGCAACUCGGUGCUGAAAGGGGAAGACCCUUUGCCGCCCAUUACGGCUACUUGGUGGGCUGCGAUAACCUCCUUGUGCGGUUGCACACAAAGCAUCCUGAACUCUGUGACAAAGUUGGCGGUCUUCUCGCUAUGCAUAUCGACGAUCUUCGGGUCCUGGCCCCUCUCUGGCUGUCAAAGACCGAAGAUGUUCGCCAAGAUACAGCUCACUGGUCCACCAAUCUUACCGGAGAUAUUUACGGCAAAGGUUGGAUCAGUGAGAUGUAUGGUUACUCCUUCGGUGCUGCAGAAGCAGGACUUAAGCACAAGAUUAACGACGACUUGAUGAUAUAUCCUGGGUAUGUUCCACGAGAAGGUGUUGAGCCUAUUCUUAUGCAUUACGGUUUACCUUUUUCCAUUGGGAACUGGUCAUUCACUAAACUGGACCACCACGAAGACAAUAUAGUCUACGACUGCAAUCGUCUCUUCCCCGAGCCUCCAUAUCCAAGAGAGGUGAAAAUAAUGGAACCUGAUCCGUAUAAACGAAGAGGUCUAAUUUUGAGUCUAGAAUGCAUGAAUACAUUGAACGAGGGACUCAUACUGCGUCACGCAGAAAAUGGAUGUCCGAAACCAAAGUGGACCAAAUACUUGAGCUUUCUGAAGAGCAAAACUUUCAUGGAGUUAACAAAGCCUAAACUGCUUGCACCAGGAAGUGUACAUAUCCUGCCAGACCAACACGAGCCGCCACCCAUUAAUGAAUUCAAAGGAACUUAUCCAAAGAUUCACACACUGUUUUCUACUGAGUGUACAACUUAUUUCGAUUGGCAAACAGUCGGCUUCAUGCACAGUUUCCGCCAGAGCGGCCAACCUGGAAAUAUCACUCGGCUUCUCAGUUGCACAGAUGAAGCUCUUAAAGACUAUAAAGGUCAUGACUUGGCCCCGACGCAUUAUGUUCCUUCGAUGAGCAGACAUCCUCUAACAGGCGAUUGGUACCCGGCAAUUAACAAACCAGCAGCGGUUGUCCAUUGGCUUCACCACACGAACAUUGAUGCAGAGUAUGUAGUGAUUCUUGAUGCUGACAUGAUCCUCCGAGGACCCAUCACACCUUGGGAGUUUAAGGCAGCUCGAGGCCGACCAGUUUCAACUCCUUACGACUAUCUUAUUGGAUGUGAUAACGACCUUGCAAGACUUCACACGCGUAAUCCCGAGGCUUGUGAUAAAGUUGGUGGAGUCAUUAUAAUGCACAUAGAGGAUCUCCGGAAAUUCGCAAUGUACUGGUUGCUUAAAACCCAGGAGGUUCGAGCAGACAAAGAACAUUAUGGGAAGGAGUUCACUGGGGAUAUAUAUGAAUCCGGUUGGAUCAGCGAAAUGUACGGUUAUUCAUUUGGUGCUGCAGAGCUAAAUUUGCGGCAUAUCAUAAACAAAGAAAUUUUAAUUUAUCCCGGGUAUGUUCCUGAACCUGGUGCUGACUAUCGAGUUUUCCACUACGGUCUUGAGUUCAAAGUCGGAAAUUGGAGCUUUGACAAGGCGAAUUGGAGGAACACUGAUUUGAUCAACAAAUGCUGGGCAAAGUUUCCAGACCCCCCUAGUCCUUCGGCAGUGCAUCAAACAGACAAUGAUCUACGGCAAAGAGACCUUCUGAGCAUUGAAUGUGGACAGAAGCUGAACGAAGCUCUGUUUCUGCAUCACAAGAGAAGGAAUUGCCCUGAACCUGGAUCUGAAUCGACUGAGAAGAUGUCGGUUUCGAGAAAAGUUGGUAACAUUGAAACGAAACAAACCCAAGGAAGCGAUGAUACAAAAGAGUCAAGUGGUUCGUCCGAGUCUGAAGGGAGAUUCAGCACGUUGAAAUUAUGGGUGAUUGCGCUGUGGUUGAUAUCUGGUGUAGGGUUCUUGGUAGUGAUGCUUUUGGUGUUCUCGACUCGUAGAGGCAGAGGAACAACAAGAGGGAAAGGUUACAGAAACAAGAGACGAACUUCAUCUUGUACCAAAAGAAUGGGAGAAUCUGCUUGUCUCAUGCAGCCUUUCUCAUAUGCAGCUCCACAGGGAGAUUCUCUUGGUGCUUUAGGACAGUCUGUGUCCUUCGGGAGAUUCAUGUCGGAGAAACUUGACUGGGAAAAAUGGUCUGCUUUCUCCACACACAACCCUUAUGUGGCCGAGGCUGAGAGAUACUCAAAGCCCGGAUCUGUCGCUCAGAAGAAAGCUUUCUUUGAAGCUCACUACAAGAAACUCGCUGCUGCAAGAAAAGCUGCUGCUGAAGAGGCCCUCUUGCUUCAGCAGCAAAUCCCUAAACCCCAACCAGUCCAAGAAGAAGAUUUCAAUGGAGGAGGAAAUAAAGAUUGGCUGGUCUCGAUACCGGAUCUUGAGACUUCAAGAGGAUCUUUAGAUGAUUCUGCUGAAAUGAAAUUACUAGCAGGAGAAGAAGGCGUAUUUAGAGGUAAUAGACAAUCUGAUGAGAAAGAGAACUGUGGGUUGGCUGAGUCAGAGAUCAAUGCCAAAGUUUCUUCUACAGGUGGAGAACAUGUGGAUGAGGAGAAGCCUAUUCUAAUGAAGAAAUCCAAAGAUUCACAACAAUCAAAGAGCAGUACUAAAUCAAGAGUCUCUAAGUACAAUUCAUCGGAGAGGACUCCAAGUCAAAAGUCUAGCAACAAGAGCAGCUCUUACACUUUCACACCUGCAAAAGAGUUCAAUAGAUUGGUGUCCAUCAUAAGGAAGAUUGAUGGGUCAAGAGCUUCUUCUAAACCAACCAAAGACUGCAAAACUCCUCUCCGGACACCAUCAUCAAACAAGGUGUCUGCAAAGGGAAUUGCUGAUGACUCUUUGUCCACACCUUUAUCUAGUAACAGAAGGUCGAGGAAGAUGGAAUUUCCUCCCUGCAGAAAGCUAGAGGAGAAAUUCAAAGCAAUGGAGCCACAGAACCAGAAGGCAGAGGAAAGGAGUGUGGAGAAGGAAGAGAGUAAACUACGGCAAAGGCUAUGCUUCAAAGCGAAGCCACUUCCAAAUUUCUACAAACAGAGACCAAAAUCAACAGACCAAACUAAGAAAGCUCUGUUACAGUAGCAGAGAGGUGUUAAAGAAACUCCCCAUCAUCCAUCAUCUUUCAGAGAGAUAUUGCGCGGACUUAGCGCCUGUGGCUGUGGGGAGAACUAUCAAAACCUGUUUGCCUCAAAAAAGGAUUAGUCUGGAAUUGUUGACAUAUUUGGUUUCAUUCAAAGAAGAAAUGUUGAAUUUUACUAGAUUGCAUUGUAUGAAUGAAUAUUUGUAAACUUG